AUGAGGCGCAAUGACCGUUCAAGAUCACCAGCGACGCGCCGAAAUGGUACCUUGCAGUCAUGUGAGCCCUGUCGCAGAUCGAAGCAGCGAUGUGACCAUGAUCGGCCAAUCUGUCGCAGAUGCGCCGCCAAACGAAUUAGUGACAAAUGCUUCUAUCAUCCGUCUCCUAUGACUAGAAGAAGGCCCUCGGAUUCAACUAAUACUGAAGUCAUCUCGAACCCGCUGGUGAGCCAGCCUACCUCAAAUACCUCAAGCCCCGGUUCAUUGGGCAAUGGGCGUCUGUUUGUGCCACUGGAGCCACCCUCAGCACUUCCUGGCUACCUAGGCCCGAUCAGCUAUUCGUCAGUCUUAGCUGAACAUCGCAAUGAGAUACCACCCGAACCCGAGGAGACUGAUUCGGCCGCGGGUCUAGUGGUGGAUCCCGAUCGUCUUCAAUCCGGGGUUGACGUACUGAAGUUUCUCUACCAUCUCACAAUGCGCCAGACCUUGAUUGAAAAGUUCUAUCACAAAACAUGGAACGCCAUAGUCCCAAAGAUAGUCAUGGACAAGAUCAUGCGCUCAGUGCAUACCAUCUUCAGCAGUCUUCCCGAUGAUCCCACAGCACAGCUGCAGGAACUGUCAAAUCAGGUAUUCCAAAAUACUUCCCGACCGAUGCAAACGCACAAGACAAUGACCAUAGAUGAAUACUGCGGUUCCUUUACUGGUCCCAAUCUGCGAUGGGAGGCCAUCGGGUCUAUCUUCUCCCUUUGUGGCAUGCAACUGAUGGUCACACUGGAUAAUGACCCCGACAUUGUCCAGACCUCUGACGAGCCAAGGUUAAAAGAUCGUCUGUUGCACCAGAUAACAGUGGUGAGCACAAUCUGCCUCGGGUUCUGUGAUCAGGCGUCUUCGGCAAAUGAACUGCUGGCAAUGUUGCAGUUCAACGACACAAUGCUACGGACGCAGCAAUACGGUGAUCAAAGUUACCAGGCGUGGCGUCGACUAAGUGAUCUGGUAGCCACGAUCUAUGCAGCUGGACUGCACUUGGAAAACGACGGUGCCGAGAAUCUUCCGUUCUUUCUUCGGCAAUGGCGCAGGCGAUGCUUUGUUGCGGCAUACUCUAUGGAUAAAAUGAUCGCAACCUUUUUUGGUCGACCGCCACUGAUGAAUGGGCGGUUCUGCACGCCUACUGCGCCAUUGGACUUGAGCGAUGAAGUCCUUGUUGCGGGUGGUGAUGUUCUCGGAAAGGCCAUCGCAGAGCUUGACAGUUCUGGUUGGAAUAGAGAGGGCAAGUUACACACGGUCACCCCCACACGGAUUCGCUAUUUUCUAGCGAUCAUUCGGGAGGAAACCCUCGAGGUAGUACUCGGAACCCACCAGCAGCCUGAUCUGAUCCAGAAGUCCAAUGACAUUCAAGCGAAAUCGCGCGCUUUGUGGGCUGCUUUCCCAGAAAACACCCGGUACGACCGAAUGACAAAUGACAGUGCUCGUCAUGGAGCGCUGGCCGUUACAUAUUUUUAUUUAGAUUAUCUCUACACUUGCUUUCUACUCUACCGGGCAGUUGUGAAGGGUACUGGUACCGGACAAGCAGACCUCUGUGACGUCUCUCGACGAAUGUUGUUCAUUGUCAUCCAGAUCAAUAUUCGGACUCCGAUGAUAGAUCUCGAUCGACACUUCUCUUGGAUUGUCCUCACAUUUGGGGUUCCAGCAGCGAGUGUUCUUCUUCUUGAACUUCUGCGUCAAUCUCACGAAUCUGGUCCACAUGCUGUUCCUCUGCCGCGGGCUGAACUGAUUCGUAACCUCAGUGUGUUUGUUACCUUCCUGUCAUGGGUUUCCGUCCCCGGUCACGGCAAUUACAAGACCUGCCAACAAGCUGAAAAGAAACUGGCUCACAUCCUCGACAAAAUCCUCGAUCCUCAACCUGUCCAGCAGCAUGUCGUCGAUGAUUGUACCUCGGGUCUCGACGACUUUCUGAACUGGUCUAAUUACAAUACAACCUGGGAUUUCACGACCGGGUACAUGCCCCUGAACGAGAGCUUUACAGCUUGA
Messenger RNA from Penicillium salamii, 2028 nucleotides. NCBI's taxonomy places the organism in Eukaryota, Fungi, Ascomycota, Eurotiomycetes, Eurotiales, Aspergillaceae. The record is from the annotation of a GenBank genome assembly.